AUGGAGAUCAAUACGGUUGGUGAAAACUCUUUCUCAUCAAGUGAUGAUGCCCGGGAUGAUCAUACUUGUGGUUUUAAAUGCAACAUAUGCCUUGAAUUAGCUGAUCAGGACCCAAUUUCAAAUAAGCUCCAGUGCCCUGCUUGUACGACUGUCAUUAAGGAGAAGAAGCUGAUCCCUAUCUAUGGAAUAGAAUCAGAUCGAAGAUCUCCUUCUGUACCGCCCGGUCUUAAAAUUCCAAAUAGGCCAUCUCCAUCUUCUUCAUCUUCAAAUAGACGAUCGUUUCGUCAAAUCAGAAACGCCGUUGCUUCAGCUUUCAGUGCUCCAUUUUCUUCAUCUUCAAUUGGACGAGCAGUUCGUCAAACCCUAAAUGCCAUUGGUUCAGCUCUCAUUGCAAGCCAUUUUUCGAAGGUGUUCGAAUUCAUGCCAAUGGUGCUAGGUGGAAUCGGAGUUGUUGUUCUCGUUGGGGGGAUACAUUUGGUAUAUUUGGGAACUGUGUGA
Messenger RNA from Prunus armeniaca (apricot), 498 nucleotides. Lineage: Eukaryota; Viridiplantae; Streptophyta; Magnoliopsida; Rosales; Rosaceae. The record is from the annotation of a GenBank genome assembly.